AUGGAAAACACAUAUCAUUGUAUUUAUUGUAACAGUUAUGUUUCUGCACUUUAUACACAAUAUACUGAAGAAAUCAUUAAAAUGGAACAUUGUCCCAAGUGUGGAAAUAUUUCUGACAAAUAUAUUGAAUAUGAUUUAUUCUUGGUGGCUAUUGAUCUUCUUAUCGGUCGUCUUGAAGCCUAUCGUCAUGUUAUCCAUAAUAUUUCUAAUUUAGGCUUUAGAAAGUUACUUUGUAUGUCUGUAUUAUUAAAUGCUUUUGUUUCGUGGCUUAGUGAACAGCCAACAACUGUGAUUCACUUAGAGGAUCUUUCUAUUUCUUUUAGUUCAGAUUUAUUUAUUCAUGUCAUAUCUGUAUUUUUAUGGUGUUUAUGUUUUUGCUUGAUACUCUUGCUUUUAUUCCCUAUAUGUAAAAUAGCUACUCUAUCUGAUAUGAUCAAAGUAUUACUUAUUGUUAACUUAAGUAGACUAUUAACAUUCUUUCUGUUAACAUGGAAAACUGAAUUUGAUCGUACAUUUUCAGGAAGUUUACAAUUCUAUCCUUUUGUAUCUACAUGUGUAGCAGUAACACCGUGUAUUCAAAGUUUAAGAGCUGUAAAUAGUCUUAAUUUUACAAUGGCUGUUAUUUUGAGUAUACUUAUAUGUACUGUUAGCUAUAUAUUAUCUACUCUUAUAUUGCCAAGUUUAUUAUUUAUCCUGCAAAUAUAG
Messenger RNA from Trichobilharzia regenti, 705 nucleotides. The record is from the annotation of a GenBank genome assembly. Lineage: Eukaryota; Metazoa; Platyhelminthes; Trematoda; Strigeidida; Schistosomatidae.